AUGGUGACCCACCCGGGCCAGUGGCUCCACCACGGGCACGUCGAGCUCGCCACCACGCUGCUCUCCGCAGUCGCCCUCGAGGGAGGAACCUGGGAUCAAUUCGGCUCCGCGAACCUCACCACCCAGAGCGGCCUCUGCGUUGCACUGCUUCCAUCAAACGGCGGCGUGGCCACUUGGAAUCAAUAUGGGAGCACCCAGUUGGAAGUCGCCCACUAUGGGACUGCGGCCGAAAUCGGCCCCACCGGGAGCUGGACGCAGGACGGGACCCUGGACGUCAUCGCCUCCAAUUAUGCGACCGGCGUACUGGUGCGCGGGGAGUCACUGUACCUCCAACGCAACACCAGCUCGUUCGUUCUGGACGCAGGCACAGUCGGAAUCAGUGUUGAGGGGCAGUGGACACAACGGUCCACCACCCACAUGACCGUGCAGGAGGAAUGCACCGCCAAGUGGGAGCAAGUUAGUGGCCCCGUAGAGAUCAGUGUGAAUGGAAGCGACUCCGUCGGCGUCCGCUUCAGCGCGAGCGGGCAGAGGUGGGAGCAAUCAGGCGACGUCACCAUCACCGUGCCGGGCGCCGAGAGCUGUGGCGUCAACCUGGACACCGCCGGCCCGAGCGUGUGGCAGCAAUUCGGACCCAAGCCGACGGUGAGCGCCACGGGACUGCACUCGGCCGCAAUAUGUCCGGCACCGCUGCCCAGUGUGUCGGUGAAGGCGGUGAAGGCGCGCAUCAACGACACGGCGCCCAGCGUGGUGGUCAUCCCUCGCGACCCCUCGCCAGACGCAGCGGGCCAGGCGGCGCAGGUGGACUUCCUGAGCCUGCGCGAGGUGACGCCCGCCGGCGACCUCGUCUGGGCCGCCCACCUCCAGGACGGUUGGGUGCAGAGCGGGGAAGGUACCAACAAUGUGAGCUCCACGACCACCUUCACGAGCCGGCUGGCCAACAACGCUACGCUGACCUAUGAAUUCGCCACGUUCGACGCUGAUGCCGCCCUCACCCUCGCCAACAACUACACGUUCAGCAUCACUCCGGCCUUCUUGAAGUUCACCCUGCGAAUCGACCGCUGGAACUGGUCUUCCAGUGACAACCAGCUGGAGUUCCAGAUGGUGAUCGACCCGCCGUUCGCCACCAGCGAGCUGCGCCUCAACACGCCGCAGGCCGACACGACCACGAUCUUCCUGCCGAGUGCGGCGGACAGCCAGGCGGGCACGCUGGUGCGGCUGCUGGACUUUGGCCUCACCAACACGAGCCAGCGCGUGGCGUGCUCGAGCUCGGCCGAUGAAGCGAACUCGUUGAUCACCCUCACCUUCGCCCACUUCGACACCAACCUCGACUACGAUCCCGAUAUUUCGCUGCUGCUGGGAGGCCGAAGGGAUGACGGAGCCGGCGGUGGAGGCGGUACGGAGUGGGUGAUCGCGGUGGCGGUGGCGAUCCCUGUGGCGGUGGUGGCCGUGGUGCUGGUCAUUGCGGUCGUCUUGACGGUGACCUUCGUGCGCAGCCGCCGGCGCAGCACCGCCGCACUGGGCGUCAACUUCGACGACAACAACAACGGAGAAGAACUGUGA
Messenger RNA from Acanthamoeba castellanii str. Neff, 1560 nucleotides. RefSeq lists its product as uncharacterized. The transcript has 13 exons. Bases 1 to 1560 code for a protein of 519 amino acids. Lineage: Eukaryota; Discosea; Longamoebia; Acanthamoebidae. The record is from RefSeq and is a predicted model, not a curated record.